This is a messenger RNA of Varanus komodoensis (Komodo dragon), 4688 nucleotides long. RefSeq names its product sclerostin (gene SOST). Gene Ontology annotation, molecular function: BMP binding. Lineage: Eukaryota; Metazoa; Chordata; Lepidosauria; Squamata; Varanidae. Gene Ontology annotation, biological process: ossification; negative regulation of Wnt signaling pathway; negative regulation of BMP signaling pathway. The transcript has 2 exons. The record is from RefSeq and is a predicted model, not a curated record. The coding region runs from base 64 to 726 and encodes 220 amino acids.
GAGGGAAGAGCGGAGGAGUGCGAGGCCAGCAAGCCGACCUUCCCUCCCCAGCCAGCGGCCGACAUGCAGACCUCUUGGGCUCUUGGCUCUUUCUGCCUCUUCUUCCUGCUGUUCGCCCUGCCUUCCGGGCGCGGCUGGCAAGUGCUUAAAAACGACGCCACGGAGGUGGUCCCGGACUUCCCGGAGAAUACCGAGGCGCCCGAGGAGCAAGACUACAUCCAGAACGACACUGACACCGGCACCAUGAACAACCGGGCGCAGCAGCAAGGGCAGAGGCACCCCCACAUUGCUCUGAACAGGAUGGAACCACUGGAGUUCAGCUGCCGGGAAGUGUAUUCUACCCGCUAUGUCACUGAAGGCCCAUGCCGCAGCAUCAAGCCCAUACGAGAGCUGAUAUGUUCCGGCCAAUGCCUCCCAUCCCAUCUCCUCCCUAAUUCGAUCGGCAAGGGGAAAUGGUGGAGGCAGAAUGCUUUGGAUUACCGCUGCAUCCCUGCCCACAGCCGCUCCCAGCGGGUUCAGGUCACCUGCCCUGGUGAGGACAUUCGGACAAUCAAGGUCAGGACCAUCACGGCUUGCAAAUGCAAACGGUACACUCGCUACCACAACCGUUCGCAGCUCAAAGACUUCAGCAAGGAGACUGUCCGGCCUCAGAAAAACAAGAAGCCACGCCUCUCCAGAACAAGGGGCAGUAAGGCCAACCAGCCAGAGCUGGAGAACUCCUACUAGGAGUUGAGGACCGGUGCAGAAGCGUAGAGAUGUGUUUUUUGUUGUUGUCCAACCCAUCCUCCCUUUUUGAUGGUUUCACCAGGAUCAAAAUGGGACCGAGUGAGAGGGGUGGCCAGGGCAAGUGCCCUGGCCGGAGGUUCAGAGGAGAUGCAGCCAUACAGCUCUCAGACUCUGAGGCUGUGGGGUGAGAGACGGGGGGGAAAGAGUGAAAUCCUGAGAAAAGAGCUACUCCGAGGUUAGGAGGGGUUCUGUGGUUGAGAAGGCUGAAGGGGAGCACAGGCUGUGUGUGCACCGCAGGUUCUUCCAGGCUUGCUUGUCCUUCCUUAGCUUGACAAAGAACAGGCAUCUCCUGCUCUCGCUCUCUUGCUGUUAAUACAAUGACGCAUCCAGUUAAAACAAUGUGAUUACUCUAAGGGUGCAUGCUCAGAUGCCCCCCUUCAUUGCAGUCUUUAAUGCUUUGCUUCUUCAUGAGUUGCAAUUAAUGUAUUGUCCCGUUUUCUACCACAGCGUUGUGCCUGAGCUAUGUGCAUGUGCUCUGUAGAUUUAGGGUGGGCAACUUGCAGCCCUCAGGAUGUUUUUGCACCAAAUUUCAACCUGCCCUGGUUAGCAGAGCCAGUGGUGUCAAAUCCCAAGAGCUGUAGGCCAAAACAUGUAGAGGGCUACAAGUUGCCCACUUCUGCCAUACAUGGUCCAUUUUCAUUUCCUUUUCCUGGCAGCCCAUUAGACUGCACCCAGCAUUGCCUGGGAACUGGGGAACUUUUAACAGUCCUUCCAUGUUGCACAGAGCCUAAUGAUGCACAUAUACUCAUAGAUAAGGCCACCUUUGAAUGAAUUUUGCAGGGCCAUGUUGGAUCCAGAAAUUAAAAAAUAGGUCUGAAGAACGUGAAAAGACUUCUGUUAAGAGUAAUACAAAGAGAUGAAUAAAGCAACACCAAGAUGGGUGAAUAGAUGCACACAAUGUUAUAUGCAUGCGUGCGCGUGCGUGCGCACACACACACACACACACACACACACACACACACACUGAUGAAAGCAGAGGAAGACGCUCUGAGAGACUCUUCCAAAGACCUUUGCUUGCUAAUUCAGUCAAGAUGUUUGAAGUCUGGCCUGCUCCUGUUAUUUCAGGGGUGAAAAAUACUUUGCAGCCUCUGGCUAAAAUAUAUUUUGUAGCUGCUGGAUAUCCCAACUUCUUUCUUUCUUUUUAGGAAAACAAGUGACUAGUCCUUGGUUUUUCGUCUUGGAAGUGGUGGGGAAAAGGGGGCCCAAACUGAUUUUUUCCAGGCAAGGCUCUGCAAGAAAACAGCUCACUAAGCACAAAGGAAAUGUACAAGUUGCAUUGAAGCCUACUGCAUGGGGUUCCAUAAGCACAGCGGUUGUUGCCAAGUGGUUCAGCACAGUUUCCACCCUGGCAGUCUGAAUUAUUUUUGUUUUAAUUCUAGGAUGCUGUUGAUCUGGUGCUCCUCAGUAUGAUAUGGCUCAUCCAUUUUUGUAUUUCAUCUCUGUUUCUAGCCUUUUGCCUGGAUCAGAAGUAUGUUUUUCAGUCCCCAUCAUUCGUAAAUGCUUGUUUUUAAAGAUAUUCUCUGCAAUCAUAAGGUCUGUCAAUAUUUUUAAAUGCAGUAAACUGUAACUGCAACAGUAAGAAUUAAUAAAAUAUUGGAAGAAUUUCCAUUGCACUUGCAGUGCCACAGAGUGCCCUUGCCCAAUUGUUUGUCCUUCUAAAAUCUUUGUGCAGGGGAUACAUUGAUAUUCCCGCUUAGCAUGUGGAGGCUUAUAGGGCAAGCAAAGUAUGUUUACCUAUGAGAAAGCUUUACUAUGUUCAAUGGAGCUUAUACUGAGUUGAACACAGACUUAAUCAUCGUUAGAGCAGACCCACUGAAAUCAAUGGCACUUAGGUUUAAUUGCAACUAAUGAAAAUCCCAUCAGUUUCAGCAGGUUUGCUUUAAGUAUGGCAAAGUCUGUACUUAGGUUUGCAACCUUAGGGACUGCAACUUGCCCAAAGGUACCCAGUAGUUUUAUGGCUAUGGUUGGAGUUGAAUCUCCUCCUCCAACAAAGAGGUGCACUAUCCCAGCCUUUCUCUACAUGAUGCUCUCAAAAUGCUUAGAUUGCAAGUGCCAUUAGCCCCAGCCAGGAUGGCCAGUGGUUGGCAUGAUAGGGGUUGUUAUCUGGAGCUCACGCCAUUUCAGAAAGUUUUCACUAGGGAUUGGCUUCUGAGUGCCCUGGGACUCACACAGUGCUUGGAGUACCUGCAAAUUCUGCAGAUGAGUUGAAGUGAACUGAAUAUGGAAUGUUCCAUUCCACACUUCCUGAAACGAGCAAUGCCAAACUUCAAACCUCCUUGGAUGUCAUGCUUUCUAUCAGGGGUGUCCAAACUUUAUCCUGCAAGUCCAAGAUCCCAAUGCAGUCUUUGCAGGUUCCUGAGAUGGCCUAGGACUGUCAAUUAUUUGGUAAAUUUUCAGCCUUCACACAAGUUUUUGCCAUUCUAAAUCUCUCUCCUAUGGCUUAGUUACUGGCAGUAGAGGCUUUAAACUAAAAUCUGCUGGUAUUUUGGCCCUCUGUACUUCUGGAAUACAGGCCCUGGGAGCUUCUCCAGAAUUGAACGUGGUCCUUGGGCAGAAAGAGGUUCAACACCCAUGUCCUAUAGACUGCACACCCUUUCCUCUAAUUCUAGAUGUGUUGCCACAGUCCAUCAAGAGAAAUUUGCACUCUGUCCAAGUCUGGGUAAGGGGUGUGCAAGCCAUGGUCCUCCUGAUAUUGUUGAACUCCAAUUCCCAUUAGAGCCAGCCAGCAUGGCCAGGGGAGAUGGCAGCUGUAGAAGAAAAUGAUAUAGGGUUAUAUCAGGGUGGAAAGAAAGUAGAUCUCCAGAUAUUCUGGACGUCAAAUCACAGCAUCGCUGAUCAUUGGCCAUACUGCCCAACUUGUAGGAGUUCAAGUCCAAGUCAUCUGGAUAUCUACCUUCAGCCCACCCCUGCCUUGUAUAUCACCUAAGCCAACCCUGGCCCUGUUAUGCCUUGCCUUACACACGGCAUCCAUCUUGUACUCAGUCUGACAAAGCUUGGGCAAAGACACACUUUAGGCCGAUUGUUUCCUCCUGUUUUGAGUUCUUUUACAGAAAACUCAAUCCUGCUUUAAAAGUAUUUUGAAAGGUGCAGGGCCUCCCCAUCUGGGAAGAUAUGCCCUCCUUCCUCAUGGCACUGUCCUCCCCAGAGAUGGUGAAAAUACUUUGCCAAUGCACUUUUCACAAAUUGUUUGUCUGCCUUUUAAAAAGGAUGCCUCUUGUUCUGAGGCUAAAGCCUGCCAUUGAAAAUGAAGUCUGGGGCUAAGCCAUGGGGAAAUAGAAUGCUUUCAGAAACAGAGAGAGUUGGACACUAAUUAUUCCCAUUGACUAUUUUGGUUAGGGUUGACUGGGAUGGUCCAACACCUGGUUGAGGAAGGCUGGAGAGCGUAAAGUGGGGGUGCAGACCCUCCAUUCCUCCCAGUUGAAAAACAGCCUCCCUCACCACCGCCCAGUGGCAAUGCUGGCUGGGGAUGAUCAGAGCCAGAAUACAAUAGCAUCUGGAGUCCAUCCCUGGUAUAGAGAAAGACACCUUGUUUUCAAAUUCCUUUAUGUUGUCUCUGUGUUCUUGUGUCUAUGCUGGGAUCAGAAAGCCAUGCUAGCCUGUGGGUUGCCUCUAUACCAUCAUUGGUUCAUCUUAUAAGAUGUAUGGCCUUUUCUUUGACUUCAGUGGAUUUUGUUUCAGUCGGUGGAUUUGUUAAUGCAAAAUACUGUCAUUUCUUUCUGAAAUAUAAGUGACAUAUUUAUUUCCUUGUAAAAAGUAUUUAUGCAACUUGUUUCUUCCUCUUUGUUUUUCAUAAUGUAAUAAACUGGGCAGUCCUGCUCCUGUGAUAUUAACCCUAAUGUUUCAAAGCUAUACAGAUUAUAUUCCUGAAGGUAUUAAAUUAAUAAAGCUGUGUCCAUGAAAGA